Molecule: messenger RNA, 2496 nt
Organism: Cladophialophora psammophila CBS 110553
Lineage: Eukaryota; Fungi; Ascomycota; Eurotiomycetes; Chaetothyriales; Herpotrichiellaceae
Product: pre-mRNA-splicing factor syf1
Exons: 1
Coding region: 1-2496 (831 amino acids)
Biological process (GO): mRNA splicing, via spliceosome; generation of catalytic spliceosome for first transesterification step
Cellular component (GO): U2-type catalytic step 2 spliceosome; Prp19 complex; post-mRNA release spliceosomal complex
Molecular function (GO): protein binding
Source: RefSeq, a predicted model, not a curated record
AUGAAAUCCCUAAAGCCUGAUCUGUACCUCAUCGCAAACGAAGAUGCCAUCUACGAACAGGACAUCCUCCGAAAUCCCGGAAGCGUUCGACCAUGGCUGACCUACAUCGACUUCAAAAUGCGCAAUGCCACCAUCCACGAGCAGGCAUUCGUACAAGAGAGGGCUUGCAUACAAUUACCGCGAUCAUAUAAGCUGUGGAAAAUGUAUCUGGAAUUCCGCAUCAAGCAUCUGAAAAAGAAAAACCCGGUCAAAUACAGGGCAGAGUUCAACAAAGUCAACGCUCUAUUUGAGAGGGCCCUCAUCUUGUUGAACAAGAUGCCCGUCAUUUGGGAGAUGUAUCUGACCUUCCUCCUGCGACAACCGUAUGUCACCAAAACUCGAAGGACCUUUGACCGGGCGCUCCGGGCUUUACCUGUUACACAACAUAACAGGAUUUGGAAACUCUACAAAUCCUUUGCGAAUUCAGCCGGGGGAGAGACCGCAGUCAAGAUAUGGGCUCGCUAUGUCCAAGUGCAUCCAGAAGACAUGGAAGACUACAUCGAUCUACUGAUCGAGACCGGCCACUACCUGGAAGCAGUGAAAAGAUACAUGCAGAUAUUGAACAACCCCAAGUUCAUGUCAAAGCACAUCAAAAGCGAAUUUCAGCUGUGGAAUGAGAUGGCAGAGCUCAUGGUCACCAAGGCUCGAGAAAUCGGUGAUAGCUCGGUUUCUGGUUUCGAUCCUGAUACCAUUAUCCGAAGCGGCAUAGAACGAUUUGCCGACCAACGCGGCAAACUGUGGGCAGGACUGGCAACCUACUGGAUCACCCGCGGAGAUUUUGAGAUGGCGAGAGAUAUUUUCGAGGAAGGCAUUACCACCGUGAUGACGGUGCGUGAUUUUACGAUGAUCUUUGACGCAUAUGUCGAGUUUGAAGAGUCUAUAUUAUCCACCCUUAUGGAUGCUGCUUCUGCCCGUGCAGCCAAAGGAAUCGUUGACCCUGAAAGGGAUUUUGAUCUCGACCUGAAAAUGAUGCGGUUUGAACAUCUGAUGGAUCGCAGACCAUUCUUGGUCAACGAUGUCUUAUUACGGCAGAAUCCAAACAAUGUCGUCGAGUGGGGAAAACGGGUCGCUCUGUGGAACGACAACAAGCGAGAAAUUGUUCAGACAUACACAGAUGCAAUUGCAGCAGUCGCACCGAAAAAGGCUGUCGGCAAAUUUCACGAAUUGUGGUUGAAUUACGCCAAAUUCUACGAAGAAGCUGGCGAUUUGGACACAGCACGGAUCAUUCUCGACAAGGCAGUUAAGGUGCCAUACAAAUCCGUAGCCGAACUUGCCGACACCUGGAUUGGCUGGGCUGAGAUGGAGUUGAGGAACGAAAACUUCGACGGGGCCAUGAAAGUCAUGGCUACGGCUACCAAAGCUCCCAAACGGAGCACGGUCGACUACUUCGAUGAAACCCUCUCGCCGCAACAACGCGUGCACAAAUCCUGGAAAGUCUGGUCGUUCUACGUCGAUCUCGUUGAAUCGGUCGGUUCCCUCGAUGAGACUCGGGCGGUCUAUGACCGCAUCUUCGAGCUGCGGAUCGCAACCCCACAAACAGUCGUUAACUAUGCCAACCUCCUCGAAGAGCAUGGGUAUUUCGAAGAAUCCUUCAGAGUCUACGAACGGGGUCUCGACGUGUUCACUUAUCCCGUCGCAUUCGAACUGUGGAACCUCUACCUUACAAAGGCCGUGACCCGCAAGAUUGGUAUGGAACGCCUCAGAGAUUUGUUCGAACAGGCUCUGGAACAAUGCCCUCCCCAAUUCGCCAAACCAAUCUACCUUAUGUACGGCGAUCUAGAGGAACGCGACGGGUUUGCUCGUUCAGCAAUGCGAAUCUACGAGCGCGCCACCCGUGCCGUCAGCGACGAAGACCGUCUAUCCAUGUUUGAGUUCUAUAUCACCAGAUCUGCCGCACGCUUUGACGAACCAUCUACCCGACCCAUCUACGAGCUCGCCAUCGCCACCCUUCCCGACAAAGAAGCGAAAAUAAUGUGUCUCAAAUUCGCAAAGUUGGAGAUUAAACUACAAGAAAUCGAUCGCGCGAGAGCCAUAUAUGGUCACGCAUCCCAGUUCGCAGAUCCAAGAGUAGAUAAAGAGUUUUGGAAGACGUGGGAGAAUUUCGAGUUGAACCAUGGGAACGAGGACACCUACGAAGAGAUGCUUAGGAUUAAGAGGUCGGUGGAAGCGCAAUUCAACACGGAUGUGUCAUUCAUCGCGAGUCAGGCAGUUGCGAGGGUGGCAGCAGCUAGUGAAGGGGAGGGCGCAGGAGCUGAGCAACGAGAAGGGGAGGUGCAGGAUGCGAUGGCCGCAUUGGAAAGACAGGCGAGGGCGCCCGUCGGCUUUGUCGCGGCGAGCACAGGGCCUGAAGGUGGGAAUCGGCCACCCCCGAAACAAACCGACGAGACGGAAAGCAAAUCUAAGCUGGCAGUGGCUGCGAAUCCGGACGCUAUCAAUGUUGACAUUGACGAUGACUGA